AACAAAACAAAACAAACGGCUGCGGUCCGUCCAUAACUCUGUCCCUCCUCACUCACUAUCAGUCAUAUACUCACCAUAGUCAAACCCCUCCACGAAAUCAAGAAAAUGGGUUUGUGCCCUUGUUUUCAAUCAGGGGUUUAGUGAUUAAAUCUGGUAUUGUUAUUAGUUUAGAUCUAAAAGAAGAAGAAAAAAAAAACAUGAAGUAUAAAAAUGAGUUUAUCGUUGGUAGAAAGUUAUUUUCAUAUAUAUCGAUAGGAUUAGUUGUAUCUAUAGGUUUGGUUUGUUUACUAUUUGGUCCUGGUGGUUUACCUAGUGUUGUUAUUGAACAUGGUGGUGGUGGUGGUAGUGAUGAUGGGAGUGAUCCAGUUUUUAGUGGAGUUAUUCAUAGAGAUUUUGAUGAUAUGUUUGAAGAUCAAGAACAUAAUCCUGAUGUACCUAAAAGUAUCCCUGUUUGUGAUAUGCAAUACUCAGAGUUGAUUCCAUGUUUAGAUAGAAAUUUCAUAUAUCAAAUGAAAUUGAAGCUGAAUUUGUCGUUGAUGGAGCAUUACGAAAGACACUGUCCGCCUUCGUAUAGACGGUUUAAUUGUCUUAUACCACCACCAAUUGGAUAUAAGGUUCCUAUCAGAUGGCCAGAGAGUAGAGAUGAAGUGUGGAAGGCUAACAUACCUCAUACCCAUCUGGCAGAAGAGAAAUCCGAUCAGAAUUGGAUGGUGGUGAAUGGGGAUAAGAUUAAUUUCCCUGGUGGCGGAACUCAUUUCCAUAAUGGUGCGGAUCAGUACAUUGCAUCACUUGCAAGGAUGCUCAAGUUUCCUGCUGAGAAGCUCAAUGAUGGUGGUAAUAUACGGAAUGUCCUUGAUGUUGGUUGUGGGGUUGCAAGUUUUGGGGCUUACCUUCUUCAACAUCAGAUUAUCGCAAUGUCUCUUGCUCCCAAUGAUGUACAUGAGAAUCAGAUACAGUUUGCACUAGAGAGGGGAAUCCCUUCAACCCUGGGUGUGUUGGGAACAAAAAGGCUUCCUUAUCCAAGUCGUUCAUUUGAAAUGGUUCAUUGCUCUCGGUGUAGGAUUGAUUGGCUUGAAAGGGACGGGAUUCUCUUGCUAGAAUUGGAUAGAUUACUAAGACCGGGAGGUUAUUUUGUUUACUCUUCUCCUGAGGCGUAUGCUCAUGACGAAGCAAACAGAAGAAUCUGGACUGCAAUGAGUGAUCUGCUCAACAGAAUGUGUUGGAGAAUUGCUUCAAAACAUAGGCAGACUGUUAUAUGGGCCAAGCCAUUGACCAACAGUUGUUACUCAAAGAGAUUCCCUGGAACCCACCCCCCUUUGUGCAGCGCGGAUGAUGAUUCUGAUGAAUCUUGGAAUGUGCCUAUGAAAGCAUGCAUAACACCAUACUCAUCAAAAAUGCAUCAGGAACGGGGCAGUGGACUGGUUCCAUGGCCGCAAAGGCUUACUUCAGUGCCUCCUCGUCUGGAAGAAAUUGGUAUAGGUUCAGAUGAAUAUUUAAAAGACACGGAAAUGUGGAAUUUUAGAGUUGCUGCAUACUGGAAGCAAAUGAAAUCUGUGACACACAGGAAUUCCUUCAGAAACAUAAUUGAUAUGAAGUCAAAUCUUGGUGGCUUUGCUGCUGCCCUCAAAGAUAAAGAUGUAUGGGUAAUGAACGUUUCUCCGGUCAACGAAUCUAGCAAACUAAAGAUCAUUUAUGAUCGAGGUUUCCUUGGCACUGUUCAUGACUGGUGCGAAUCGUUUUCAACAUAUCCCCGUACCUACGAUCUACUUCAUGCCUGGUCAGUUUUCUCAGAUAUUGAAGAAUUUGGUUGUAGCACAGAGGAUUUGCUCAUUGAGAUGGACAGAAUUUUACGACCUAAUGGAUUUGUGAUCAUACGAGACAAACCCCAUGUGAUAAACUAUAUAAGGAAGUUUUUGAGUGCUUUACAAUGGGACGAUUGGAUAUCUGAAGUAGAACCAAGAAUUGAUACUCUCACCUCAGGAGAAGAAAGAGUUUUAAUUGCAAGUAAGAAAUUGUGGGAAGAAGAUACUGAAACUAUGUAAAGAGAAAACACACGUUUAUUCUUAAACAAGGUACUUCCAAGCCUGUAACAUGUUUUUGCCCUCCCACAAUGGAGUGCCUUUGGCAUUUGACAGUUUGUUUCUAUAUUCAUUGUCUAUCCUCAGUAGUACACCUUAUUUGUCUUUUUGUGAUCGCAAAUUUUUGGUGUAUAUUUCUUGGAAGAUCAGUGGGGUGAUUUUGUAUCUUGUAGGGUCAAAUAUGAUGUAUAAGUUUAAUUCUUAAUCCAUGAGAGAUGACAAAAAGUUAGAGAAUGAUUCCUA
This is a messenger RNA of Papaver somniferum (opium poppy), 2321 nucleotides long. Its product is annotated as probable methyltransferase PMT9. The transcript is spliced from 7 exons. Gene Ontology annotation, cellular component: endosome; cytoplasm; trans-Golgi network. Gene Ontology annotation, molecular function: methyltransferase activity. NCBI's taxonomy places the organism in Eukaryota, Viridiplantae, Streptophyta, Magnoliopsida, Ranunculales, Papaveraceae. Bases 198 to 2042 code for a protein of 614 amino acids. The record is from RefSeq and is a predicted model, not a curated record.